AUUCUGCAGUUCAUGAUUUUAUGUUUAAUCUGACACCUUGCAACAUCAUGAACAAAUCCACCUGGAAGGUUGCUCUUACUUGGAUUCCAAGAAGUGACAUCACCUUUUUCAAGAUCGUCUUCAAAGUCUGGUAUGAUGGUGCCAAAGCCUUACACUGGAAAGAAGUCCUUUGCAGUGGAGCCGACGAUGAAUAUGCAGUGUGUGGAACACUGAAAGGAGAAACAAUUGCAACAGAAUUUAACAUUAAAGGUGCAAGAACAAAGUUUCCAAAGGGCAAUUAUAACAUUAUUUUACAAGGAUUCUCUGAUGAUUCUGAGAGUAAUAUGAUUGUGUGCUUGAAUUUCACCAUGACAGUAAAACAAGACCCUUUCUGA
Mesitornis unicolor (brown roatelo) is the source of this 374-nucleotide messenger RNA. It is a transcript of the gene LY96, whose product is annotated as lymphocyte antigen 96. The transcript has 4 exons. Gene Ontology annotation, biological process: innate immune response; positive regulation of lipopolysaccharide-mediated signaling pathway; cellular response to lipopolysaccharide. The annotation marks the transcript as partial. Gene Ontology annotation, molecular function: lipopolysaccharide binding; lipopolysaccharide immune receptor activity; Toll-like receptor 4 binding. Gene Ontology annotation, cellular component: lipopolysaccharide receptor complex. NCBI's taxonomy places the organism in Eukaryota, Metazoa, Chordata, Aves, Mesitornithiformes, Mesitornithidae. The record is from RefSeq and is a predicted model, not a curated record.